Messenger RNA from Drosophila gunungcola (fruit fly), 1075 nucleotides. RefSeq names its product farnesol dehydrogenase. The record is from RefSeq and is a predicted model, not a curated record. NCBI's taxonomy places the organism in Eukaryota, Metazoa, Arthropoda, Insecta, Diptera, Drosophilidae. The transcript has 2 exons. Bases 43 to 792 code for a protein of 249 amino acids.
UGCCAAAUUCCGGACUCAGUUGAUCGCCGGAAUUCGUAGGCAAUGGAUCGUUGGCAGAAUCGCGUGGCCGUGAUAAGUGGCGCCAGCUCCGGAAUCGGAGCAGCCUGUGCCCGUCUUCUGGUGGCCGCCGGGCUGCAGGUUGUGGGACUGGCCCGUCGCACCGAUCGCCUGGAGAAAUUGCGACAAUCGUUGCCGGAGGAUCAGAGAGCGCGAUUCCAUCAGCACACCUGCGACGUUUCACAGGAAUCGCAGGUGAACGGUGCCUUCGAGUGGAUCGAACGGGAGCUGGGCGGCAUCGAUGUGCUGAUCAACAAUGCCGGCAUCGUCCUGGGCGGCCAGCUGAUCGACAUGCCCACCAAGGACAUUGGCAACAUCCUGCAGACGAAUCUCAUGGGCAGCAUUUACUGCACAAAGCUGGCCGCCGGCAGCAUGAGGCGGCGCCAAGUGGCCGGCCAUCUCUUCUUCGUGAACAGCACGGCCGGAGUGGCUGGCUACAAGCCGGAUCCGGCGGACGAGAGCCUCAACGCCUACACGCCCAGCAAAUUCGGACUGACCGCCGUCCACGAGAUCUGUAGACAGGAGCUGAUCCAGAAGGGAUCCAAAAUCAAGACCACGAGCAUCAAUCCCGGCUGGGUGGCCACCGAGAUCGUGCCCGACGAGACGAAGGCCAAGUUGGGCGAGGUCAUCCUGCAGGCGGACGACGUGGCCCAGGCUGUACUGUACGCCCUGUCGACGCCACCACACACCCAGGUGGAGCAGAUAACGCUGCGGGCGGUGGGCGAGUACUUCUGAUAACGACGGAACGAUGGCACGAUAAUGCGCAGCCCCCGAGAUUAGGCAAUCGAAUCGACUCACAAUAACAAUCAAAUGAAGGGAAACGAAACGAAACGAAACGACCUGCAGCACACACACCUCAGAUACUCACUGGCACAGGGACCCAUUUGGUUGACCACAAAAUUGUUUACUCUUACUAACAUAUACACCUCGUUUCAUUUUACUUUUAUUGUAACUGUUAUGGCUAUUUGCUCAGCACUUUUCCGCAAAACCAAAUAAAUAAUUCAGUUUUGUAAAUUAA